GUCUUUUGUAGUACAUUGAUCCAACCGUUCUUUGAUCAGGAAGUCAAUAACAGUUAUCUAAACUAAAUCAAUGUUCAUUAGUGUGAUCGGAACAUGCAUGUUGCUUCCUAUAACUCGUUCUUCUACCCCGAUCCACAAUGUCACUAAACUAGUGAAACUAACUAAACCUGAUUCUCGCACUCAUCAUUGUGAUAUGUGGCACGAUUGAUUGUUGGUCGGUCUUCUAUUCUUGCUCAUCGAAAGUCUCAAUAUGUUCACUCGAAGGUGAAAUUAUUUUAAAAUUGACACAACACCAAUCAAACCUUUUGUUCUAACAUCCAAUAACCUCGAUCGUGAUUUCAAACUUAAAGAUCACGAAACAUGUUAUCACCAUCUCGCAGUCCGCAUUAUCCUAAUCGAUAAUGUUUGAUCAUAAGAAUACUUUUUUAGAAAAAAUCUUCGUCUGCCUGCAACUCUGUCUACACAUACCACAAAAAUUCGUGAUGCAUGUGGGACUACAUUGAAUGAUUAAACCAUCUCUCAACCUUCUUCCCUCUCUCUCUCUAUAUAUAUAUAUAAACGUCGUCCAUCAAAAUGUGUCACAAAAAAAAAAAAAAAAAACCCAACACACCAGCCAUCACCAAAAUGAAAACCCAAUUCCUCUCCUACAUAUUCCUCCUCGUCAUUCUCCCCACCACGGCAAGCUCCUCCGACCAUGUCCCGACCCUAAACCCGUCCUCACCAAACGGCACCGUCUACAAGGUCUCCAAGCAGCUCUGCUUUCGCUGCGCCGGCGAGUCACUCGAGUUCCUCUUCUACCACAACCUUGUCCGCGCGUCCAAGUGGGAGCUCCCAUUGGCGUGGGACUUCCAGCUGGAGAAGUACGCGCGGUGGUGGGCCGGCCAGAGGAAAGCCGACUGCCGGCUGGAGCAUUCCUUCCCCGAAGGAGGGUUCCAGCUGGGAGAGAACAUCUAUUGGGGGAGCGGCGGAGGGUGGCGUCCCGUCGACGCCGUGGGCGCGUGGGCGGACGAGGAGAAGUACUACGACUACUCGGCGAAUAGCUGCGCGGAUGGGGAGGUGUGCGGGCAUUAUACGCAGAUUGUGUGGAGGAAGACCACCCGCGUCGGGUGCGCGCGUGUGGUUUGCGACGGCGGGGAUGUUUUCAUGACGUGUAAUUACGAUCCUCCCGGGAACUAUGUCGGGGAGAGGCCGUAUUGAGUUUUUGGUGGGUUUGUAAAUGUGUGGCUUGUGUGUUUGAUUAGUAGUGGGAGUGGUGGUGGUUAUGGGUUGUAAUUAUGCAAUGGGGUUAGUGUUUGUGGGUUGUGAAAGUUGUAAUUUGUAAUGAUGCCAUGGAAUGAUGAUGGGUAUGAUUUUGAUGAGUUAAUGGUUGUUUGAAUUGUAUGUUUUGGGAUUCAUGAUCGGUGGAUUGCACUAAAAUGUUCUGUUUUUUAGUAAAACGGUACCCGACUUGACUGCCCUGUUUGGUAUGGUUUGUUUUUUGGUAUUUUGAUUUGGUUGUGAUGUGAAUUAAAAAAAUACGUUUGGUCGCUAUGUAACCAUCUAUUAAGAUAAUUAAAACAGGAGGAGAAUACAGUUAUAAUACAAUCUCAAUUUUUUUUUAGACAUUAUCACUUUGAAAAAGGAGAAUAGUGAGAUAUCCAAAGUUAUAACGAUAAUUCUAUUUGCUGCAUAACUAAUAAACGAAAUCGAAUCCUUCUAACAUUUUGGGCGAUAAAAACAACAUAUGAAC
Messenger RNA from Linum trigynum, 1729 nucleotides. The record is from the annotation of a GenBank genome assembly. Lineage: Eukaryota; Viridiplantae; Streptophyta; Magnoliopsida; Malpighiales; Linaceae.